AUGCUUGUUAAAAUUUUGGGUUUUUUAAAUUUUAACCCUAACUCUCACAUGGCCAAGGUUAACGUGUGUAACGUAGAAGUCCUCGGUAACCCCUCCGGCUUUUUUGAUCCUUUUAAGUUUGUAAUUACAUUUGAGUGCCAUGAGCCCCUUGAGGAGGAUCUCGAGUGGAAGCUUAUUUACGUUAGCAGUGCCUAUAAUGAGUCAUUGGACCAAGUCCUUGACUCUAUCUUAGUCGGCCCAGUCCCGGUUGGUCGACAUCAAUUUAUUUUCGAAGCAGGUGCCCCUGAUCCGAAAAAGAUACCUUGUGAAGAUAUUGUCGGCGUUACCGUUGUACUGAUUCAAGCUCUUUACCGUGACAAGGAAUUCAUCCGGGUUGGUUAUUACGUUAACAAUGAAUAUAAAACAGAAGAACUUCGCAAUGAACCUCCAGCAGAACCAAUUUUGUCAGAGCACAUGAUAACUAAGUGA
This is a messenger RNA of Protopolystoma xenopodis, 468 nucleotides long. Lineage: Eukaryota; Metazoa; Platyhelminthes; Monogenea; Polystomatidea; Polystomatidae. The record is from the annotation of a GenBank genome assembly.